GGAACAGCUUCCCGCCCUUUUGUGGUACAGAUGCUAUAGCUAGUGAUUUUCAAGUGAAUUAAUCUUAUUUUAUACAAAAUAUUCUGAUUAAAAUCUUUGUGAAGCAUCAAACAACGGUUUACCAAAAUGACGCGCACCAAAGCACGCCGCCUAGUCAGUCAAAAACGGGGAUCUGCGGACGAAAGAACUCGCAUCGAAAACAAAAUGCGUGACUUCGAAGUAAAUGUCGAUUGUGAGCUUGCAAACCUAGAGCUGAAAUUCCGAGAUGAAAUGGAUCGUGUUCAACGAUUGGUUGAUGGCCUCAAGACAAGAAUUCCGAAAAAGUUCCUGUCUAUGACGAUUAAUCAGAUAAGAGAAUAUAAUGAAGAAGCAGAAAAGAUCGAUGCAUCUUUCUACGGUGACCGCACCGCAGCUUUAGCAAAUUUGAGUAUCAUGCUGGAAAAGUCCGUACGUAAAAAGUCGAAGGAUGACGGUUACCUUACAGAAGAAAGCGAAAAUGAUCGUCUUUCGACAAUGUCCACAUCGAAACGUAUGGGUCCACUGAUGUCUGCCAAAUAUCGACGUCGUAGCAAAUCCUCCGGAGCGAUCAAUACUUCCACCAUAACCUCUCUCUUCCAUAGUACAACAACGGUAGACAGAUCCAUUUUGGGGAAAACUUUGGGUAGCAGCAUUGUCGGAAAAGAUCGUACUUCAAGAUCCAAAAUUAAGACACCGAUGCCGAAUCCUCGUCAAGCAAUCAGCGUUGAUCGAAUCUACGGAAAAAUUACACCAAAAGUACAACCCAAUGCUCCAUUGGCUCUUAUUCGUCAUGCUCGUUUAGGUGAACAUGUGUAUUCUAUAACAGGAAGUCCCGUUAUCACAUCCAACAUCCUGGAAGCUACAGCCAACGUUAACAUACCCAUCAAAAAUGGUAUGCUCGCGAUACGACCCACCGAAAUGGACUCCGUUGAUCCCACACUGGUGCGGAAGAUAGAUCCAGAUGUGCUGGCAGAACUAAGACAACUGCAGGACAAUCUCAACGUUAUUAUGCGUUCUCUGAAGUUGUAAUCGCCAAACUACCAAGGUCAAGCAAAGUGGUCAUAUAUUUUGUGUCACUUGACAUGGCUUUUAUAGAGUUAGUUUUAAGCCAUUACAUACAUUCUAUUUUACUAUU
Ochlerotatus camptorhynchus is the source of this 1153-nucleotide messenger RNA. Its product is annotated as borealin-like. Gene Ontology annotation, biological process: mitotic sister chromatid segregation. The record is from RefSeq and is a predicted model, not a curated record. Gene Ontology annotation, cellular component: chromosome passenger complex; spindle midzone; chromosome, centromeric region. Lineage: Eukaryota; Metazoa; Arthropoda; Insecta; Diptera; Culicidae. The coding region runs from base 127 to 1047 and encodes 306 amino acids. The transcript is spliced from 6 exons.